Molecule: messenger RNA, 237 nt
Organism: Naegleria lovaniensis
Lineage: Eukaryota; Heterolobosea; Eutetramitea; Acrasida; Naegleriidae
Exons: 2
Coding region: 1-237 (78 amino acids)
Source: RefSeq, a predicted model, not a curated record
AUGGGAGGUCAUCGUAUGAAUUAUCCAAAGGAUGUUUGGACACCAACUGGAGGUUAUUACACCAACUCAAAGAAUGCUCCACGUAAUUUUAAAAUUGCUCUAGGUGUUGUAUUCUUAUUAGCAAUUCCAGUUUUUAAAAUCAGCGCAACAUUCGAGAGAAGAGCCCGUCCACCACUUUAUUCAAUCCCUUCGGAACGUUGGACAUCACACCCAGAAGAUUUCAAGAAAUCAGAUUAA